AUGCGGCACCGGGCGCACGGGUCGCUCCUGCGCCACGAGUGCGCCUACGUGCUCGGCCAGCUGCGCGACGCCGCCGCGCAGGCGUCGCUCGAGGCCGUGCUCGGGGACGAGGAAGAGGACGCGAUGCUCCGCCACGAGUGCGCCGAGGCGCUCGGCGCCAUCGGCGUCGGCGAGGCCGCGCUCGCGCGGCUCGCGGGGUCGCCCGACGCGCCCUGGGAGGUCGCCCAGACCUGCGAGAUCGCCGUCGACUUUUUGCGGUGGCGGCGCGGCGGCGCGGAGGGCCCCGUCCGCUCCGUCGCCGCGCUCGGCCGCGCGCUCGUCGGCGACGGCUCGUCGCCGCUGCUGCGCCACGAGGUCGCCUUCGUGCUGGGCCAGCUCCAGCACCCGGCGGCCCUGCCCUUCCUCGCCGAGAGCCUGCGGCGCGCCGGCGAGCACGCGAUCGUCCGCCACGAGGCCGCGGAGGCCAUCGGCGCGCUCGAGGGCUGCUGGGACGCCUGCGAGGCCAUCCUCACCGAGUUUGCCGAGGACGCCGACGCCGUCAUCGCCCAGUCCUGCGAGGUCGCCCUCGACGCCGCGGACUACUUCGGCCGGACCGGCCGCGACGACGACGACGACGGCGUGUCCUUCGCGAACCUCAAGGAGGGCCAGGUGGGGCUCCACUUCAACCUCGCCACGCAACUAACAGUGUAG
Molecule: messenger RNA, 690 nt
Organism: Aureococcus anophagefferens
Lineage: Eukaryota; Pelagophyceae; Pelagomonadales; Pelagomonadaceae
Exons: 2
Coding region: 1-690 (229 amino acids)
Molecular function (GO): oxidoreductase activity
Source: RefSeq, a predicted model, not a curated record